Messenger RNA from Homalodisca vitripennis (glassy-winged sharpshooter), 5805 nucleotides. Its product is annotated as liprin-beta-1-like. Gene Ontology annotation, biological process: neuromuscular junction development. Gene Ontology annotation, molecular function: protein binding. The transcript has 17 exons. The coding region runs from base 324 to 3029 and encodes 901 amino acids. The record is from RefSeq and is a predicted model, not a curated record. NCBI's taxonomy places the organism in Eukaryota, Metazoa, Arthropoda, Insecta, Hemiptera, Cicadellidae. Gene Ontology annotation, cellular component: presynaptic active zone.
CAGUCGCGACUCGCCUAAUGCGCUAUCUACUCUCACUCUGUGCGACUUUGCUCUUCUGCUUCUUAUACAUGUUCUUUUGUGGAUUGUUGCUUUACGCCGCUCGUUUAAACAGCCCGUAACUAUGUUAUGAUCAGUGGUUUGUGUUAGUGUGAUGUGUAAUCGGUUUUAUCUAAAGUAGCGGUUCAAGUGUGUGGUUUGCAGUAACAUAGAUUCAGUGACAUUACUCGCACAGCGGACGUAGGCAAGUGAGUUAUGAUCGAUGUGAAGGUGGUGAGAACCUUGCCGCGAGUAAAGUGAGCCAUGUGGGGACGUGACUAGGCGCGAUGGUGCGCAGUGGUCCGGUGGUUGCUGCCGCAGUGGCGAUGCUGGAGCAGCAGACCUCACACUCAGCAGGGGCGGCCCAGGGGCUGCGGAGGAUCGGGGCCGUGUCCGUGCUGCCCCGCCGGUCCGCCUCCACCACUGACUCCGACGGGGACUCCAGCUCCGAGGACCGCCACAGGUCGGAGGAACCUCCGUCCCUGGGGAAGACUGGAGACAGCACUGAGCAACAGUCCGCAGCACAGACAUGGACAGACUCAGCACACUCUGUGUCUUCUGAGGAGACAAGCUCUGCAUCCGAGACUGACGAGAACAACCGAGACGAACACAACACAACAGCAUGUGAUGAGGAUUUCCAGUGGAUACAGCACUGUGCGGAACCGGACAGUGUUAAAUCUGAACCCCAGGAGAUGCAAGACAAGUUUAACGAUCUGUACGCCACCAAUGGGAAGGACCCCGGGAAACCUGUCACUUACAGGAACAAGUCCUCAGGAAGUCUAAGAGGCAGUAGGAGGGAGAGGGAUAGCAAAUCAAAGUCCUCAAGUAUUUAUCCUCGGUUUCACUCUCCAUCGAGAAACUUUUAUGCGGACAACCUCUGCUACAACUGUUCUUCUAGCUGCCAGGACAUCCGCCACCAUAAGGACCCCCACCGCUACGGAAGCAGCCCUGGCCUCGACUGCCACUGGCUUGGACAACCCUAUGGUUGCUACCCUUGCCACCACCGCAAUAUCUCCCCCUACUAUUGUGACCAGCUCUACCCACAGUAUCGAUACAUCAAGAGCUCGACGGAUGCAGAGGAGAUGGUAAGGCGGUUGGAGGGGGACAAGGAAAGACUGUCACUGCAAGUAACUGUGCUUACCGAACAGAUCGACGCCCAGGCUGAGAAGAUUGCUGACCUGGAGAAGGCCCUGGAUGAGAAGAAAAAGCAGAUACACACUGCUGAGGAUGUCUUAAACAGAGAGAUGUUGACUCGGUCAUCAUUGGAGACUCAGAAACUGGAGCUGCUGGCUCUCGUGUCUGAGCUCAAGAGACAACAGGCUGCUCUUGAAAGGGAGAACUGCGAACUGAGAGAUCGCCUGGCAGAAGAGAGGCGUCGCAAUAAGCCUCCCAUCAUGCCCCGUAACUCUCCCUUCCCAGCGUCCACGCCCAACCAGAUUCCAGUAAGAGGAGUAUCCCCGUCACCCAGUCCAAUCACCAACAACUGUGCCAGUCCAAGGAAAGUGACAGAACACCAUGACGACAUCAGCCUACAACACCAGCAGAGUCCCUUGGCUGGCUACAAGCGUGCUGGAGAUCUACAGUAUAGCAGUCUGCCCCGCCAGGUGGGGCUCUCCACCACAACCCCCGCCCUAGACACACCCAGGAAAGGGGUGGCUUUUGGUAGGAGUCUGGUGUUUUUGAGGGCGGCGGGUGAUAGGAGCUCUUCAGUGCCCAACUUAGCUGAAACUGAGACCAUAGUGAUCACAGACUCUGUGUCGGACACAGACGGACGCAGCUACACACCACAGCCCUCUCCCUCCCCCUCCCUGCAGACCAACAAGUCCAGGGGUAUCAAGAAAAUAUUCAACAAAAUGAAGAGAAGUGGGUCAGGUAACCUGGACGACUUGCCGAGUGAUGUAGAAUUCCGACGUGGAGGUGUCAGGGCAACAGCGGGGGCAAGACUAGGCUGGUCUUCUUCUCCUCAACACAUCAAGCCAGAGCAGCCAUUUAGUGAAUGGAGCUGUGACCAGGUGUGUGAAUGGCUCACAGAGAUGGGACUCGACUGUGUGGUGGAGUACAAGCGCUGGGGUAAGAACGGAGCACAACUGUUGCAGGCCUCAUCACAGGACAUAGACAAGGAACUGGCUCUUAAGAAUCCUCUACAUCGAAAGAAGUUGCACCUUGCACUACACUGCCAGAAAGGUAUGGGAGGAGACACAUACCUGGGGGCGGCAGGAGGUCUGGACACCAGCUGGGUGUUACGAUGGCUGGACGACGCAGGGCUGCCACAACACAAGGAAGCCUUCCUGGCAGCCCGUGUUGAUGGCAGGCUGCUGCACCGGCUGACGGUGGACGACUUGGCAACACUGCAUGUCACCAGUGUACUCCAUGUGGCCAGCAUUCGCACUGGCAUCCAGGUGUUACGCACACAAAACUUUGAGCCAGCGUGCCUGGUGAGGAGGUCAGGAGAGGGUGAUGGGGAGGUGGCACUAUGGACUAACCACCGAGUUAUGGACUGGCUGAGAGCAGUGGACCUGGCAGAAUAUGCUCCUAAUCUACGUGGCUCUGGGGUGCAUGGAGGUCUGAUGGUGUACGAACCCAGAUUCACUGGGGAGCUGUUGGCCAGCCUGUUGAACAUCCCGCCUGCCAAGACACUUCUGAGACGACACCUGUUAACACACUUUAAGGAGCUGCUGGGCCGAGAUGUCAUUCAGCAGAAGCGGGAGGCAGAGGCCAGUCUAGGAUACAUCCCUCUCACUACCACUGCCAAAAUGAAGGUGCCAAAGAAGUCACAGUUCACACUGAAACGCAAGAAAGCCAAGUCGGAGCUAGACUAUGGAGAGUUGGUGUGCCCAUUAGCACAGGGCCGUGGAGGGGAUGACACCUCAGGUGAUGCCUCGACGCCUGGUAACACACAAAAUCAAGGGGAUGUCUCUCUUGAGAAGGAAGCAAAUGGUAGCAUCGUAGUCAAGAAUGGAACGCCAGGAUCUGAGCGCAAUACGAGUGUCUGACACACAAUAUGCAGCCGCAGUAUUGCAGGCACCUCUACCACCCUCUACGUCUAGACUUGCAGUUCCUCAGGCAAUAAUCUCAAGUUGAGGAGAAGAUUCCUGUAAUCCACUUUGCAACUGUGAAAAAGUAUAUGAAAGAAUUGUAAAAUAAUUCAAGACUAAUCUAGUCUGUUAAAAAAAUUUUAAGUUAAACAGGAGCAAGCUGAACUGUGACUGUACUCUGAGAGAGUUUAAUGCAUUUUAAAUUAAACAGAUAUAGUUUAUUUGUGCUGUUAACUCAAAUGAAUAGCAGUUGUGAAUUACAGGUUUCGUUUUGAAAAUUAAAUAACGUUUCAAACAUUGUACAUUUUUACAAUAUUUAUUUAAUUACAAAUAAUUGAGCUUAUAUUUGGAAAAACUUAUAAAUAAUUCAAAACAUUUCUUUAGAGUCAACAAGUAUGCUUUAAUCGUUAUUAAACAAUUAAUUCACAAGAUGUAUUACUUUGGUUUCUGGUUGGCUUAUUUGUUAUUGACUGUUAUAUUUGUGCCAUUUUCAAGAAAUAUUAUGGUUUUUUUAUAAUAUCUGUGUUUGCUUUGUGCACAAUUGAGUAUAGAAUUUUUGUAAAAGUAUUGUAAAGUAGUAUCUUGAUGUGCCUUUUAAAAUAAUCUCAAGGGUACAUUUUAAAUUAUGAACUUAUUUGUCAUGUGUUCUACAUUUUUUUAUUCCAAAUGUAAAAUGUUUAAACAAUUGUAUAGCACCAUUUUAGUUUGACAGCUGUACAUUUAGUUAAUUAUAACGGUUUUAAAUAAAUUAAUGUGAAUUUUAUGUAUAAUUUGUUUGUAAUGAAGAAUAAAGUUUAAUCAUUUUAGGCAUGUUUUAUAUUUUUACAUAUUUUAUUCACACAAUGUAUCCUUUGGGUUAUUUUGGUUGGCAGAGUCAUCUACAAAGUGUAUUAUGCAAUAAUCUCAACUAAAUCAAUUGUACUGCUUUUAUAAUAUUCUUUUAUUCUUCACAACAUUUUUAUAUAGUGUUCAUGAAUGUCAUUUGCUUUGUUGAAAUGAGCUGGAUUCCUUGAUGUCUAUUUAAAUGUUGUGUUUUAUUAAUUUUAUAAUCCAUUUUCAAUCACGCCAACAUAUCUUUUGGAUAGUAUCAUUCCCCUUUUAAACUAUCUUCAUUAACCAAUAUUUCGUAACAUUCAAUGUCAGUCUGUACUAAACACUUGUGAACCCAAACUGUACAAGGAAUGGGGGGGAGAUACCCACUCUAAAUUGAUCUUUCUUUAUCGGUAAUGGUCAAUACCAAUUUUUACUGAUAAUGCAUUAAAUAAUUGAACACAUCAUCACUUAUCCAUAACAAAUUUCUUUAGAUAAUUUUAAGUGAAGUGAAUGGAAAAAGGUAACACUUGAUAAAAUCCUACUUGUUAAAAUAAUCUGGUAAGAUUAGUGAUUAAAAUAAGUUAUAUAUAUAUAUAUAUAUAUCCAUCCUCAAUAUUGAGUAUUUAUUCGCACAAAACCUUUUAUAACAUUGUUGCGUCAAAGAAAAUAAUGCUUUAUUAUGUGUAAAAGUAUAUUUUAAAAUAAUAGAAAGAUUAUUUUUGUAAUAGUCUGGAAGCUGAGAGCCAAGUUGCAUUAUAUAAGAACAUAACCUACUUUUUGUGAAAUAGAGAAAAAAAACCUUAGAAAGAAAUACAACAUCAGCCAUGCUAAUCUUGUUGAAGUCGAUAUAGGAGGAUAUGUUCUGUUUAACUCUCUUUCUGGUAUUCAAUGCUAUCUUGUGAAAACUUCCUAAUUUUGGGAAUUGACAACUAACUGCCUAGUGGACGUAUGCUCACUUAAGUAUUUGUUAUAGUGCGAUAUAUAAACUUAUUAACAUGAUUGAAGUACCAAUAGGGGACGCUAGAGAAUAAAGUGCAGUUUGGGUUAACAAGUUAAUAUCUUUCUUAGAGUUAUAAUAAGGGUGUUUAAGGAUAGCAUAUCCUUCAAAAUGUCCAUCUACAGAUUCCAAUUACCUUUUAAAAUUAUCAGUAAAUUUUACUAUUAUCACUUUCUAAUACACCAUUACAUUAUUAUUAUUAUUAUUCUACGUGUUUAUAUAUACUAUUUACUAUUUUACCUGUACAUAAAUAGAGAGUACUGUGAAGUGUAAAGUUUUCAUUUUUUAUUCUUAACUAAGCUAAAAUUGAUGGGAGUAAUGAAAUAAUCAUUUCAAUGCACAAAACAUAGAAUUUAUCUUUUUUAAGAAUGCUUUUAAUAUAGAAGUUUUAAACACCAUUUAUGACUUACGAAAUGUGUUUCCUUUUUUUUAUAUAAAACAUCAUCUGCUCUCUGAUUAAAGUUAAUUUUUUAUGAUUGAAAAUUUGACAGGGUAACGGAAUUGUCUUGAAAAUUUUCUGUUGUUAAUGUUAUAAAAAGUUAGGAUCACAUUAUUUUGUAACUUGCAUUCUUGCAAUCUUUUUCUCGGAUGGAAAAAACUAACACAAAAUUACAUACACAACAAUGCACACAAACCAUACACAAGAAUCAGGGAACAGUGAACAAGUUGCACAUAAAAUACAAAAAAACAAAUCCUGUUACCUUGUCAUCAUUAUUAAGUUCGUGUCACCAUUACUUUCACUAUAUAUUAAACAAAUGUAAAAUAUAAGGAAAUAUUUUAUAAAGUUAUUUCGCUGUAAGUUUCUAUCUGUGUAUGUGUGUAAUGUGCCAAGCCAUGCCAAAGUAGUAUUAUGUCUAUAGUGUAGAGGUUUACACUCUUUUUCAAGUGCAUUAAGUGGCAAAACUGUUGUGAUCUCAGUUCUGC